ACACUAAAGUCACUUCUCUCACUCCUCUCUCACGCCCAGCAUCCUCGACCCAUUCCUGACCGGCGCCACGCCACGUUCUCCGACCGGCGCCGUCUCAGCAGCAGCAGAGGGCGGCACAGCAGCAGCGGCAAUCUUGCGUCGACACAGAUAAGAAGAAGAAGAAGCAAAAAUGGGAGGUAAAGGGAAGAAGAGAAGAGAGAAGAAUUACAGGGCAGCUCAUGGAGGCACUACUAGACUUCCUCCCCCACCCAACACCUCUUCUAUUGAUGCCAUUCCCUCCAAGCUCCGUCAAAUUAUGGCCUUUUCAGGGGAUGGGAAAGGUUCAUUGGAUAAUGCAGACAGGAAGAAAGGAGAUAGUGGUGGUAGUGCUAAUGGAAAGAGGAUACAUUCAGACAAUCAAGUUCAAGCUAAAACUGUGGGUAACAAACGGAAAGAUGACAAAAGCAGUUUGAGUGGUGUUGGAGAUGAAGAAAGUAAUGCACAUCAGAAGAGAAAUAAAAAGAGAAAAAGGAAGGAAGUGAAGGACCUUCGGUUUGAUACAACUGAACUGGGCAUUACUAGUUCAAAGAGAAAGGAGCGAAAGAAACAGCGUUUGGCAGAAAUGAAGAAGAAACAUAAAAAGGCCAAUACUGAUGAACACAUGGAUUUUCCUGGCCGUGAAGAAAUAAAAUUUGGUGAAGUCGUUGAAGCUCCACCUAAGCUUGCAGUUCCAAAGGCAUUCAAGAGUAAUGCACAUGAUGCUUCAAAAGAAAGACUUCGAUUGCAAGCAGUUGAGGCCUAUAGGCAGCGGAAAGGAUGGACAUCAAGACUCGGGCUUCAGAUUUCUCCACCAAUCACCGAGACUCCAUUGUUGUAGUUAUCUCAGAAACAACUAGUUGGAUGGGUGCCAUGCAAAAUAUCUACAGUAAGAAAAAUGAGGAAGAAGGAUCUGUAGUUCAGCAGGAAGAAUGACUUGUCUUCAAGUCCUCGUCAUGUUGCUAGCUGAGAUCCUGCCAGAAAUUUCGGAAUAUAUCUGAAUCUUAUCGCAUUAUGUAACGACUCUUUCGCAGUUUUACCAUAGGCUACUUAAAACACAGCAGCACUUCAUAAUCUUGUCCAUCCAACAAACAAAUUGGAUGGACGAUAUGUCAUGUUAUUCAUUUUCCAUUGCUAUAUUGUUGCCGAAAUUCUCCACAACGAUAUUCGGAGUCCCACAGUUGUAUGAGUUACCUUCAUUACUAAUUCUAUUUACAAGGAACAUGCAUA
Solanum lycopersicum (tomato) is the source of this 1245-nucleotide messenger RNA. RefSeq names its product protein PXR1. NCBI's taxonomy places the organism in Eukaryota, Viridiplantae, Streptophyta, Magnoliopsida, Solanales, Solanaceae. The record is from RefSeq and is a predicted model, not a curated record.